AUGCUCAGGGAAGGGAACAGUGCAGAAUUAUAUCCGGCCGAGUGGAAAUGGUUUAUUGCUCAUAGCUUCUAGAAUUUGAUUUUGGCAACGUUUCGGGUUCAUUCUCAAUGUUAUGGCCGCCGAGUGUUUCGUUUGUCUUGCAACCAUAUACUUGUUUGUUAGUUUUGUUUAUGUGUACUUUGUUGAUUGUGGUACCUAUGGUGGCGCUUGAACAGAAUUUUGUAACUGAUACAAACUAGUGCAGAUAGAGACGACGGCUCAUCACCUUGAAAAUUGUGCAACUGGGCGCGUUUCCAUAUCUUGUUGACAUUUCUGGCGAUCAAAACAGCUAAACGGCUACGCGAAACAUUGAUAGCGGCGUAGAGCAUCAACGACUGUGGCACAAAAUUUCCGCGAAAGAUUUGCUCGGUAGUCUAGUUGAGUUGAACUCGUCGUGAACUCGAGGCGUGGUGAAGUAGGUCCAGGACAUAAUUUUUGGCAUAUUACGCAGGCUAUUGUUUGCACGUGGAUUGAGAAUGGAUGCAAAUGGAAUUCAUUUCGAUUCCGGGUCCACGGAAUUAAAUCAAAGGAUAAUUGAAUGGUUAAAGUGGGAUAAGAACGAAAAAACUUUGAAAGAAAUUAAAUCACUAGUGAACGAUUCCGAAUGGAAAGUUCUUUCCUCACGAUUAUUGAAGCGUCUUGCGUUCGGAACGGCUGGUCUCCGUGGUGCGAUGCAGGCAGGUUUCAAUGCCAUGAAUGAUCUGGUUGUAAUCCAAUCGGCGCAAGGACUAUGCAAAUAUAUCCUUGAGUGUUACCCUUCAGAAUCGGAUCGCCGUCGUGGUAUUGUGUUGGGCUUUGAUGGACGACAUAAUAGCAAGAGAUUUGCUGAACUCAGUGCGUGCAUAUUUCUUACCGAAGGCAUUCCCGUAUGGUUAUACAGUCGAACUGUAGCAACGCCAUUUGUUCCAUUUGCCGUAAAGGAAUUAGAGUGUCUUGCCGGUAUAAUGGUUACAGCUUCACAUAAUCCGAAAGAAGAUAACGGCUACAAGGUUUACUGGACAAACAGUGCGCAGAUCAUUUCUCCGCAUGACAAAAACAUUCAGGCUCACAUUUUGCAGAAUCUGAUUCCCCUCGAGAGUUCCUGGAAUCUAGAUCUGCUGAAAACCGAUCAACUUAAAGACCCGUACGAUACCAUGUCGAGUCUGUAUUUCGAGAAGCUUGCGGAAAACGUUCCGAAAUCUUUUGUAUCAGACUACAACUGCAACAGUUCGCAGCGGUUCGUGUAUUCGGCCAUGCAUGGCGUCGGAUAUCCCUUCAUCGAGCGAGGCUUCGAAACCGUUGGCUUGCAACCGGUGAUUGCGGUUAAGGAACAGCGAGAUCCGGACCCCGAAUUCCCCACCGUGAAAUUCCCCAAUCCCGAGGAAGGUAAAUCCAGCUUGGUGCUUUCGGUGAAGCUGGCCAACGAAACAGGCUGCGAUGUGAUUCUCGCGAACGAUCCUGAUGCCGAUCGAUUGGCUUGUGCCGAAAAAGAUCCCAGCACUGGCGAAUGGCGCGUGUUUUCUGGCAAUGAACUAGGAGCAUUACUCGGGUGGUGGUCAAUGCGUUGCUAUCGAGAAGAACAUCCCGAUGCUAACUUAGGCGAUUGUUAUCUGUUAGCGAGUACCGUUAGCUCGAAGAUGUGCCGAUCAAUAGCAAAAAUCGAAGGAAUGAACUUUGAAGAAACAUUAACAGGUUUCAAAUGGAUGGGUAAUAAGUCCGUCGAGUUGUUGGCUGAGGGUAAAAAGGUAUUAUUCGCAUUUGAGGAGGCGAUCGGAUUUAUGUGCUCGCCAACAGUUUUGGAUAAAGAUGGUGUUAGUGCUGCUUGUCAGUUGGCAACUAUGGUAUGCUAUUUAAAAAGUCUUUCCAAUCAAUCAUUAUCAGACAAGUUGAACGAAUUGUAUGAGAUCUACGGUUACCACUAUGCCACGACUUCCUAUCAUUUCUGUUAUGAACCAGCAGUGAUAGAGCGUAUAUUCGAGCGAAUCCGUACAUUGGAGGGAGCAGAACGUGGCUACCCAAAGGCUAUUGGUGAUGGUCAAUACACGAUAGAAUCCAUUCGAGACUUGACUACUGGAUAUGACUCUACUCAGGAAAAUGGCCAAGCAUUGCUGCCUUCGAGUGCUAGCUCACAAAUGAUAACAUUUUCGUUUGAAAAUGGUGCGGUUAUAACGCUUCGGACGAGUGGCACUGAACCGAAAAUCAAAUACUAUGCUGAAAUGUGUGCCAAACCAGGGCAGAGGGACUGGAACACGUCGAGAAUAACACUUAAAAAGAUGGUGGAUCAUAUCGUCGACGAAUUACUCGAGCCUACAAAGAAUAAUCUCACUCCCCGCUCUGAAUAAGGAUUUCGGGUUCGUUAAUGUUUAACUAAAAACAAAUAUGACACCAUUGCCGUGUGUCUGUUUAGUUUUGUACGCUAUUUAGUUCAAUAUGUUUGCACUUGGCGUUCACCAUAGGUAUUCGUUGAGAGGCUAGUACGUACUCGCUCCAUUUAGUAUACUGUACUCCGUCAAACUAGUGAUCGGAACAAUUCAAUCUCUUUCUCUAUAAGUAUACCGUAACGCUGUGUUGUUACUUUUUUAAACCCACUUCAUUAUGAAGUGGUUGGAGUACAAUAAUUGAUCUACAAUAUUUAUCUCUUGAUAAACCAUUGCCAGUUUUAACUUGUUCUAAUGUUGAGUAAAUUAUGCAAAACAAUUUAGUCAAAAAUAAAAAAUAAUCGACUAUUUAUUUUUACAAUGAUUUAUUCUAUAAUAAUCUUACAUGUCUCCUAAAUAGCUCACAAUCGAAGUAAACGUUAAUUAUUGUAUAAAAUUGCAUUUUUCUUUGGUCCUAUGAAGCAGUGAUUUACAACAGGAAUUGUAUACAAAAAAUUGUUUCAUUAUUAAAAAAGAAGAAGUGUGUGACUGGAAAA
Armigeres subalbatus is the source of this 2932-nucleotide messenger RNA. RefSeq names its product glucose 1,6-bisphosphate synthase (gene Pgm2a). Lineage: Eukaryota; Metazoa; Arthropoda; Insecta; Diptera; Culicidae. The coding region runs from base 516 to 2360 and encodes 614 amino acids. Gene Ontology annotation, cellular component: nucleus. The record is from RefSeq and is a predicted model, not a curated record. Gene Ontology annotation, biological process: purine ribonucleoside salvage; carbohydrate metabolic process. The transcript is spliced from 9 exons. Gene Ontology annotation, molecular function: phosphopentomutase activity; magnesium ion binding.